AUGAGUGAUAUAAAAAGAAGCGGCCACUGUAAAAGCACAAAUCGUGUUUUCAACAUGGCCGACAAAGAAAUUGCAAAAGAAGAAGUGAAAGAGGUGAAAGCCACCGAAAAGAAAGUAGUCGAAGAGGUGAAAAAAGCCAAAAAAGAAAAAAUUGAGAAGAAACCACGCAAAUCGACGGAGAAGAAGACGAGUAAAGUGGAUGAGGAAGGGAAGAAGAACACAUUGUCGAAGAAAGCUGGACUUCAAUUCCCAGUUGCUAGAAUUCAUGCGGCAUUGAAGAAAGGAAGAUAUGGAGAACAUGUGAAUAAGAUGGCGUCCGUCUAUUUAACCGCUGUCAUUGAAUACUUAGUCGCCGAAGUUUUGGAACUUGCUGGCGGGCAAGCUAAAGACUUUGGGAAGACUAGAAUCACACCAAGACAUAUCCAAUUGGCAGUCAGAUCAGAUCUCGAGUUGAACGACUUACUCAAGGACGUCACUAUCAUUAAUGGAGGCGUCUUCCCUAACGUCCCUACAGCUGUUAACACUAAGGGAAAGAAGAAACCAGCUCAAUCUCAGGUGGUCUAA
Molecule: messenger RNA, 564 nt
Organism: Entamoeba invadens IP1
Lineage: Eukaryota; Evosea; Mastigamoebida; Endamoebidae
Product: histone H2a, putative
Exons: 1
Coding region: 1-564 (187 amino acids)
Cellular component (GO): nucleosome
Molecular function (GO): structural constituent of chromatin; protein heterodimerization activity; DNA binding
Source: RefSeq, a predicted model, not a curated record